This is a messenger RNA of Anopheles marshallii, 2796 nucleotides long. RefSeq names its product pre-mRNA-processing factor 6 (gene Prp6). Gene Ontology annotation, biological process: spliceosomal tri-snRNP complex assembly; mRNA splicing, via spliceosome. Gene Ontology annotation, cellular component: U4/U6 x U5 tri-snRNP complex; catalytic step 2 spliceosome. The coding region runs from base 1 to 2796 and encodes 931 amino acids. Gene Ontology annotation, molecular function: protein binding. The transcript is spliced from 5 exons. Lineage: Eukaryota; Metazoa; Arthropoda; Insecta; Diptera; Culicidae. The record is from RefSeq and is a predicted model, not a curated record.
AUGGCACACAUUCCUGCGGCAACGUUGGGUAAUAAGAAUAAAAAACAUUUCCUUGGCGUUCCAGCUCCAUUGGGCUAUGUGGCUGGUGUAGGCAGAGGUGCUACCGGAUUUACCACACGUUCAGAUAUUGGUCCCGCUCGUGAUGCCAACGACGUAUCAGACGAUCGGCAUGCUCCGCCAGCGGCAAAACGCAAAAAGAAGGAGGAAGAGGAGGAAGACGAUGAAGAUUUGAACGAUUCCAAUUACGAUGAGUUCAGCGGGUACAGUGGUUCCCUGUUCUCGAAGGAUCCGUACGAUAAGGACGACGCCGAAGCGGAUGCCAUUUACGAGAGCAUCGACAAACGGAUGGACGAGAAGCGCAAAGAGUAUCGUGAAAAGCGGCUGAAAGAAGAUCUGGAACGAUACCGUCAGGAGAGGCCGAAAAUUCAGCAACAGUUUUCCGACCUGAAGCGUAAUCUGAUUGCUGUUUCGGAGGAUGAGUGGGCCAACCUACCGGAAGUGGGAGACAGCCGUAACAAGAAGCAGCGUAAUCCGCGUGCGGAAAAAUUUACACCACUGCCGGACAGUGUGCUGUCGCGCAAUCUCGGCGGUGAAGCAUCUACCGCAAUCGAUGGCCGGUCGGGUUUGGCGUCGAUGAUACCGGGUGUGGCCACGCCGGGUAUGCUGACACCGAGCGGUGAUCUUGAUUUGCGCAAGAUUGGUCAGGCGAGAAACACGCUCAUGAAUGUGAAACUAUCGCAGGUGUCCGACUCUGUGGCCGGUCAGACGGUGGUCGAUCCGAAGGGCUACCUGACGGAUCUGCAAAGCAUGAUACCCACAUACGGUGGAGACAUAAAUGACAUUAAGAAAGCGCGCAUGCUGCUGAAAAGUGUGCGCGAGACGAAUCCGUAUCAUCCGCCGGCUUGGAUAGCAUCGGCCCGUUUGGAAGAGGUUACGGGAAAGCUGCAAAUGGCACGUAAUCUUAUUAUGCGCGGUUGUGAGCAGAAUCCACAAAGCGAGGAUCUGUGGUUGGAAGCCGCCCGACUGCAACCACCGGACACGGCGAAGGGAGUGAUUGCGCAGGCCGCUCGUCGCAUACCGACAUCCGUGCGUAUCUGGAUUAAGGCAGCCGAUCUCGAAACGGAACCAAAGGCAAAGCGCCGUGUGUUUCGGAAAGCGCUCGAGCAUAUUCCGAACUCGGUGCGUCUGUGGAAGGCAGCAGUGGAGAUGGAGAAUCCGGAAGAUGCAAAGAUUUUGCUGUCCCGUGCAGUAGAAUGCUGUGGUACGAGCGUGGAACUGUGGUUAGCACUUGCUCGGCUGGAAACAUACGAAAACGCCCGUAAAGUGUUGAACAAGGCACGCGAAAAGAUCCCGACCGAUCGACAGAUCUGGACGACGGCAGCAAAGCUGGAGGAAGCGAACGGUAAUAUUCAUAUGGUCGAGAAGAUUAUCGACCGAGCACUGUCAUCACUCAGCGCGAAUGGUGUCGAGAUUAACCGAGACCAGUGGCUGCAGGAAGCAAUCGAGGCGGAAAAAUCGGGAGCGAUCAAAUGCUGUCAGGCAAUCGUGCGGGCCGUCAUAGCGACCGGUAUCGACGAGGAGGACCGCAAGCAAACGUGGAUCGAUGAUGCGGAGAAUUGCGCCAAGGAGGGUGCAUUCGAGUGUGCACGGGCCGUUUACAGCUACGCACUGACCGAGUUCCCGUCGAAGAAAAGCAUCUGGUUGCGUGCAGCAUACUUCGAAAAGAAUCACGGAACGCGCGAAAGUUUGGAAGCGCUGCUGCAGAAAGCCGUCGCACACUGUCCCCAGUCGGAGGUGCUGUGGUUGAUGGGGGCCAAGUCGAAGUGGUUGGCGGGUGAUGUGCCGGCGGCCCGAGGCAUCCUUUCGCUCGCCUUCCAGGCCAAUCCAAACUCGGAAGACAUUUGGUUGGCUGCGGUUAAGCUGGAAUCGGAAAAUGCCGAAUACGAACGUGCUCGGCGGUUGCUCGCGAAGGCACGUGCAUCAGCACCGACACCGCGUGUGAUGAUGAAGUCGGCCAAACUUGAGUGGGCUCUCAACAAUCUGGACGAGGCGCUUAGCUUGCUCGAGGACGCGGUAAGAGUUUUUCCCGAAUUUGCCAAACUGUGGAUGAUGAAGGGCCAAAUCGAGGAGCAGAAGGCGAUGCUGGAACGUGCGGCCGAAUCUUACAAUGCCGGUUUAAGGCGAUGUCCCAACUCCAUACCGCUGUGGCUGUUGUUGGCCACACUGGAAGAGAAACGGAACCUGCUGACCAAGGCACGUUCCGUGCUGGAACGAGGUCGACUGAAGAACCCGAAGAACGCACUGCUAUGGUUGGCUGCGAUACGCAUCGAAAUACGGGCCGGAAUGAAGGAUAUGGCCAACACGCUGAUGGCACGCGCGUUGCAGGACUGUCCGAACGCUGGCGAGCUGUGGGCGGAAUCCAUCUUUCUCGAAGCUAGACCGCAAAGGAAAACAAAAUCGGUGGAUGCAUUGAAAAAAUGCGAACACGACCCGCAUGUGCUGCUCGCUGUAUCGAAGCUAUUCUGGAGUGAGCGAAAGUUGCAGAAAUGUCGCGACUGGUUCAAUCGAACGAUAAAAAUCGAUCCUGAUUUUGGUGACGCGUGGGCAUACUUUUACAAAUUUGAGCUUCAGCAUGGUACCGAGCAGCAGCAGCAGGAACUAAUCGAGCGUAGCAAUGCGGCGGAACCGAAGCACGGUGAAGAAUGGUGCAAGGUUAGCAAAGACAUUGCUAACUGGUGCUUCAAGACGGAGGACGUGCUGAAGGCGGUGGUUCGUAAUCUACCCACACCGAUCUAG